This is a messenger RNA of Zootoca vivipara (common lizard), 17178 nucleotides long. RefSeq names its product CTTNBP2 N-terminal like (gene CTTNBP2NL). Gene Ontology annotation, molecular function: protein phosphatase 2A binding. Gene Ontology annotation, cellular component: actin cytoskeleton. Gene Ontology annotation, biological process: protein dephosphorylation. NCBI's taxonomy places the organism in Eukaryota, Metazoa, Chordata, Lepidosauria, Squamata, Lacertidae. The record is from RefSeq and is a predicted model, not a curated record.
UCUUCGCACCAUGGCGCCAGGGCACCAGAUAUGCUUAAGAUGGUCCUGCUCCCGCUGCUUUGCUGUCAUGUGAUUUCUGUUCUCAACCUGAAGCAAAGUUAUUAACCCGAGGUACUAUUUCUGGGUUAGUGGAGUCUGUAACCUAAAGUGUCUGUAACCUGAGGUACCACUGUACUUUACUCAGGGUUUGUGCCUCUGAUAAUUUCAAGAUGGCAAAAAACUUUUAAAUCCUUGCUUCUGCCCAUCACUUCAUGCUGGAUGAAGGCAAACAAGUUGAAACCUCUUCCAGUAAGACAUAAGCUGUACUCAAACAUUUUAUCUGGAAGGUGCGUUGGAGCUCUGACCCAACCAAAUGGGCUUCUCUUUGUAGAAUCAUAGAAUUGUAGAGUUGGAAGGGACCCUGAGGAUCAUCUAGUCCACCCCCAUGCAAUGCAGGAAUAGGCAGUUUUCUCAUACGGGGAUCGAACCUGCAAUCAGCACCAUGCUCUAUCUAUCUAGCCAACUGAGCUGUCCAAGCAUUUCAUUUCUGAUUUAACAGGUCUUCCAGUCACAGGGAGUUUUCUAAACUUGUUCAGCUGAAUGCACUUAGAAAUCCUCUUAGUAUGUUUGCACUAAAUGCACAAAUGUCUGCAGAGGAGCCCCCACACCCAAAGAUGUUGGUCUUGUUUCAUUCUUAUGUUUGGGUGAAUGUAUUACCAUGGCUGAAGGAGCUAUGGUUUAGGGAGCAAGCUGAUUUUGAUAGAGGUUUUCAACCAGUUUUAGAUGGGUUGCCCUCCCGUUGAAAGACCUCAUUCAUAGCAUGUUCAUUGGUGGCAAGGAGUAACUUUAAUCAAUUUAAGGUGUUAUUAACUAUUAUUCCUAUCAUUGCUGCCCAUGGGCCAAACUGUUUAGAGCUGAUGGGAGUUUUCCCAAAACUUUUGAAGGGCACCAUGUUGGCUACCCCUCUUCUAUAAGUAAAAAAAACCCCAAACAUUCACAGGGUAGUUCUGAUCAUAUCUGUUCUGCUUCCAUUGCUGAAUGUGAACAGCUACAUGCCAGCUGAUGCUGUGAACCAGAUUUGGCUUGACAAAUCCAAGCAAUCAUUCUUUACAGCACCAGUUAGCUAUUUCUGCUCUCUUUUUAGGUGCUUCCAAGUCACACAGCCUGGCCUGUGUGAGUGAUAUUCAUGAACAGCAUUUCUUUGAGAACAGCCUCCAAUUCACAGGCCCCAUAGAUGUGACUGUUGCAACCUCUGCCUUUAAUGGACAAAGUGCUGGCUUAGAUCUAUCACUUGGCAUCAUUGCUAGCUGAUUCUCAGAACAGUGCUGGAAAUUCACAGUACAGCAAAGAGGGAAGUGCAAGAGAACUGGGGACAGAAUAAAUAAAAGAACAGGCAUAUAUUUCUGAUGAUGGAAAGAAUGUGUAUCAAGUACCUUUCGUAGCGUUGGAGUUCCGCUUCUCAAUAAAAGUUCUGAAAAUGCCUCUCAAAAGACAGUGGAGAUUAUUGUUCCAUUUUAAACCUAAGCAAAGCAGUAGCGGCACUAUCCAGAGUUCUGUAGAAAAAAAUUAGAAAUACAAAAAACUGCAUCCUCACAGACAUCCUAUAAAUGUAGAGGAACCUGUGAUUUUACCAUAUUAGUACUUAGAAAGUACUGAAUGCCUUUGCAAUCACUGAGAAGUUAUUUAAUUGGAUUUCUUGUAUACCUGCAGGAUGAAGCAAAAAAUAUCAGAUUUGCACAAACAGAUAUUUAUUUGGCUGUUGCUGAAUGAAUCCCUCUUCUUCUUUUUAAAAAGGGAGACCUUUAUUUUAAGUAGCUAUCAGUCAGCAUAGAAAAAUAAUUAUUAUUUUUGUUUGGCACAAGGAUACAUACUUGGCUAUUAGAGUUUUCCAGGUUCAUUUUUCUUCAUAUCUUUAGUACGAGACAGAGAUAAGGGGCUAGUGAUUGUGGGAAAGUGAUGGUUUUCCCCCUCAAAUGAAGAAAAUUGGAUCUCUAAGAUUUUACAUGCAAAGUUCUGAGUUGUGAAACUUUAUAGUAAGCAAUUGGACCCAGCUGAAGUGUGACUUGAGAUGGACAGUACAUGAUGUCAUUGAGUGUUACUUCUAGGUAAGUGGGCAUAGGAUUGCUGCCUAAAUAACAUUUUUGGAGUCCCAUUGUAUACUUGGCAUUCUAUACCAUGUAGAGUGUAAAUACUUUGUGCCAUAAAGCCUUUGAUGUGCCACAAGGCUUUACUGAUUUUUUUUCCUUAUUACUAGACAUGCAUUGAACUGUGCUUUUAAGCUGCUGCCCUAUAUAUUUAUUUAUUAACAUCAAUUGAAUUUUCUUUUGAGGCUACUGACAUCUGGGUAAACACAAUCCGAGUUGUGGUUUUUAGGCUGCAUUCACAGUCUACUUAAAACUUACUCAGCUUAAGGAUGCUGCAACUGCAACUGCCCUAGAGUAAGUGGGUUGUGGAUACUUUUUAGCAAUAGGAAAAAGGAAUAACUUUUUAAUCUCAAAAGUAUAUAGAUAAACUGAAUUAGCGCUACACAUGUAAACUUCUGUAGAGGUUGCUGUUCUUGCAUAUAUACCACAAGGAAGUACAGUAAUACAUUCCACGUUACGUGAAAAUGACAGCAUAUUCUCAGCUAGCACCUUGGGGAGUUUUUGAAGUGCUUAAAAUUCCAGGGUUACUUGGAUACAAUGAAUUUAAAUGAGGUUCGUGCACAGAGGAGCCUUGUUUCAGUAACAGGUAUGCGCUGUCAAAGAGUUUAAGAAGGACAGGAAAUAUCUUCAAUAAUUGCAGGGAAAUGCUGGCCUCUGUUUAUUGUGGUUUAUGCCAAGGAAAUAGCACCAGGCAUCUGAGGCAAAACCUUCAAACACAGAUCUUUAAAAAAGAAAAACUGCUGAUACAUACUGCUGUAUUGAGCUGGCCUUUCAGAAACGCUGCAAUCAGUGUUUAUUCUGAUUGGUGUAUUCACAAAAUAAUUGUGUGCUGCUUCACUCUGGCUAGAACGUGUGCAUUUCGUGGUGACAUUUUAAAAAUUCGAGGGUAGCACAGAACUUACUAGCAGCAGGGUGGAAGAAGAAAGUAUACUACAAAAAUUAUGUGGUCUAUGUUUCUGCAACGGAUAGUGUAUAGAUUAUAGUGUGAUGUAGAAAAACUCAUGAGUUCAAGAAGCAGCUUCAGUUGAUGUCAGUCCUUCCCAACAUGAAAAUAUCUGUCAGAUUUUGGUUUUUUUAUAUUACAAUCAGUGGAAUAUAUGGUCAUCUGUUUACUGCUGUUAAGUAAAACAUUUCUGAACGUCAGUUACCAACCAUUUGCUGCUACUUCUAUCUCACAGCUUUUCUGUAGAGAAGUGCUAUUUCCUGUCAAGGUUCUGAAAACUUUAUGCAACUCAUCAAACUCUAGAUGUAAAAACCCAAGACAAAGGUGUACUACUGUUUGGAAUGGUUUAUUUUUAAGUAUGGUAAAUUGUGGUCCAUCGUAUUUUGCUUUAUGUAGCAGUGCCUUCCUGAAGGGCCUGUUGGAGUUGCCAGGAAGUUAUAGCAACAGGGCAAAUGUGUGCCUGAGGGAAGGAUUUCACAAAGUGAUGGAAAUGUGGCUGUUAACUUCAAGAACAACAUAUCACCUUCUCUGUUGUGUCGGUACCAAUUUAGGUCUGUCUGGUCUUGUUGGAAAUUAUGAAAGCAGGCGUUUGUGAGUUUUCCAAAGUGUUUAAACUUCCCCUAGACAGUCAACUUGUUUAUCUGCAAUACUGAAUGUACAUGGUAUGAUGACUGUUGUAAUGAGCAUUUAUGCUGGGAUCAAACAGCCACAAUACCACAAAGAGCCACAGUUGUCCUUUCAUUUGGAGAAGAAUCUCUAAUGAGAUCAGCAGUGUCUUUUCUCUCCCUGCCCUGCCUUUGACAUCUUUAGUGUUCUGCUGAAGAACCUAAAACGGUAUUUCAUCUUGAGCUCCAGUAUGGGACUGGUCCAAUGAAUGCAGUGAGAAUUCAGCAGAUGGCCUGGUUUCUUGCGACAUAUUCAGUACAUUCAUACAUCUCUGAGCAGCUGGAUCACUACUAUGCCUUAAACAAAUCUAAAUGUGUCUUUGUUUAGAUCAACAUAUUAUAAUACAAAUCACUUGCAAAGUGGUAAUGGAUGUAGAACAUUUUGCAUCCAAUAGUCUCUUAAGCAUACAGAAACUUUGAGAUAGCUGUAUCAUAAUUUCAAGAUGCUAGCUUGCUGUAAUUUAUUUUUUUGACUAUUUGAUGGAAUAAAGUGAGUAGUUGGACUCAAAAUGUGUAAGGAAACUGACUUUGGGUAAUAUGCUUUCAAGUGAUUGCCAUCGUUGUUGUUGUUGUUGUUGUUUAGUCGUGUCUGACUCUUCGUGACCCCAUGGACCAGAGCACACCAGGCUAUGCCAGCAUGCCUGCCAAGAAAACUCCAUGGGAUUGGUAUCGUAGUGACUUCUAAUAGAUGGGGCUUCAAAUUUAUUAGGUGUUCAAGAUGAAUCUGGACAAACUCAGCAAACCUGAACUAUUGACACUAUUUAGCAUUCUUGAAGGGGAACUAGAAGCCCAAGAUGUUGUCAUAGAAGCCUUGAAGGCCCGGCGCAGAGAUACUUUCAUUGAAGAGCGCUAUGGACAAUACAACAUUAGUAAUCCAUUUACGGCUCUUCAGAGAGAUUUUGAAGCACUGAACGAAGAGAAUCGUGGUGAUAAGCAGCCUGUUUGUACCAAUCCCUUGACCAUCCUGAAGGUAGUGAUGAAGCAUUGCAAGAAUAUGCAAGAAAAAAUGUUGUUCCAACUAGCUGCUGCAGAGAGCAGGCACAGAAAGGUAAUCUUGGAUCUUGAGGAAGAGAGGCGGCGGCAUGCCCAAGAUACUGCUGAAGGAGAUGAUGUCACAUACAUGCUGGAAAAGGAACGAGAGCGGCUCGCACAACAGCUGGAAUUUGAGAAGUCGCAGGCGAAGAAGUUUGAGAAGGAGCAGAAGAAGCUAUUGGGCCAGUUGGAGGAGGAGCAUGAUCGCCAGCAGCAGCUCUCUGCCAUGCUUGUGUUGGAGUGCAAGAAAGCCACAGCCAAAGCCGCAGAGGAAGGACAGAAGCUUGGGGAGCUGAGGCUGAAGCUAGCUGAGGAAAGAAGCAAAGUAAGCCACUUGGAGGGAGAGCUAGCAGCCCAGAAGAAGAGAGGCUCGCAAAUGGAGGCGCGAGUGGAGAAGCAGCUGUCUGAGUUUGACACUGAACGGGAGCAGCUGAGAGCCAAGCUGGAUCGGGAAGAGAAUCUCACCAAGGCCCUGAAGGAGGAAGUAGAGAAUCUGAAGACAACUCUAAAAGAAUUAGAGGCCUCAUAUAAAGCUGGGAGAGGCAAAGCAGAGCACACGCCACCAAAGGUCUCAAAGGUGUCCACAGCAACUGCCACAGAGGGCUCAAGUAGGUCAGUCACUUGCCAGACAGAAAGCCCCUGGACAGAGAGCCUCAGCCAGGGAAAUACUAUUCGACGGGCACCUAUGUUAUCGCCUAUCUCUGCCACUGCUUCCCACUCUUAUACCAAGGCAAAUGGGCACUGUGAUGCUCAUGUACAAGCAAGUAUGGAGCCAGCUCUGCCCAAGGAUGAGCCGAUUGGACCAGCAGCCGAGAGGGCCACAGAAAUUAGCAGCUCCCCAGCAAGAACAGUUUCCAUUUCCCCUUCAACCCCACCAGUCCCUUCCAGUGGGAUAUUCUUUUCUCCGAGCAACACAGCUUCUUCAUCUCUGACACCCUCCCCAUGUUCCUCCCCAGUGAUGACUAAAAGCUUGGUUGGAGCAUCAGUCAGCAGCCCCAGCUACCAAUCUCCGUACCAAGUGGGGAUCAACCAGCGCUUCCAUGCGGCACGUCACAAAUUCCAAUCCCAAUCUGAUCAAGAUCACCAGCCAAGCGGUCUCCAAAGUCCUCCAUCUAGGGAUCUGUCACCCACCCUGGUGGAUAAUUCCGCCGCAAAGCAGAUUGCCCGUAAUACAGUCACUCAGGUUCUCUCCAGGUUCACCAGCCAGCAGGGUUCCAUCAAGCCAGUUUCUCCCAACAGUUCCCCCUUUGGCACAGACUACCGAAGCCUGGCCACUCCCCUGAGCCCCAAAAGUGAGCGUGGCCCAGGCAAGGUCUCUGGCCCGUUGAGUCCACUGUCACCUGGAAUUAAAUCACCAACCAUACCCAGAGGAGAAAGAGGGAACCCUCCACCAAUUCCUCCCAAGAAACCUGGACUGGUUCCUUCUCCAGCGAGUCCCACUCCACCAACCAAAACAUCCUCUCAGGCAUCUUCUCCUAUGGACUUGGCAAGUAGCUGCUCAAGCAAUCCUGUUAUAGCCAAUGGGAAAGAAAUUGAGAUCUUAUUGCCAACCAGUAGCUAGCUUCCAGAAAGUGUUGCAUUCCUAGUGUUUGCCAUUCCUGGAGCUGAAACAGCUCCUGUCUUAUCCACUUUACGUUAUUUAUUGCAUUUGGGGAGUAACAAGAUCUAUUUGUAUAGCACAUUUAGUGUACUUUUCCUUUUGAUUUAUAGUAUGUAGAAAAUGACACAACUUGUGUACAAACCUUUAAACACUAGAUCUUCGAGGUAUCCUAACGGCAGCAGGCACAUCAAACGAACAGAGAAGCAGUUGAUUUCCUGUGCUGGGAGCUGACCAGUGGACUAUGACAAUGAAGCAGCUGUUUUUAAAUUAUGCAGCAAAAUACACUCCAUGCAAACUUCCAUUCCAGACAGACAUUUCCUAAGAAGUGCCUGAGCUUAAGCUGUACUGCAGCCAUGCAUGUGUUUCUCUGCAAAACCAGAAGUGAUUGUCCAAUUGAAGAAAGCACAGAUUCCUCUCUGAAUCAUGAAUGUUGAAAUAACCACUGUCCUUAAUCCUUUCCAGUAGUUCUGUUAUCAGCAGAAAGGAAAUGUUCCAGAGGCCAGCCAAUUGUUUCCCUCUUAGGAACCAAGUCAGUUAAUGUCGCUGCAUUGUCAGGCACAUUUGGCCUUAAUAGGGAGCUUUAUACACCCUGAGCUUUUCCUAUGUGACCAUGUAAACAUAAAAUAAAGGGGGGGGGGCUUUAAGCAAUCAGGGUGCCAUUUUUUCUUCAGCCAAGUACUCAUUUCUUUUUCUAUAGAGAGAGAGAAAAUAGGUGAGAUUAAAUCUGGAAGUGUUCCACUAGGUUUUUUCAAUAUUUUUCAUGUAUUUUGCUGCUUUGUAUGUAGAACCUCUGAGAGCAGAAUCUUCUGUGAUAAUGAUCUUAACAUUACUUGAAAUGAGAAGUGGUUAGUCAGUUCUAUGCAUGUUUUAGCACUGGAAAGAUAGGGAUUUAUGCUAGAUGAUUCAAAGCAAUAAUGUUGGGUUGCAUCCAGCUAAGUUUUACUCAAAGUAAACCCAUGGAAAUUAAUGAUGCUUGCAAAAGUCAUCCCUCCCUGGGAAGAGUAGCAUUUUCAAAAGUUGUGUGUGCUGCAAGGAGAAAAGGAAAUUUCUCCAUCAUCUAUACAAACACAAACUAUUUCUUUUUCUCUUCAGAUCCUCAGGGAGACAGAAACAUUGUGUGGUGCUGGUGACUUGCAGCUCUUGCUCUGCCCACUAGCAGCUCUGGCCACACUGAUAUCUGGACCUCUACAAAGGUCCCUCCCUGGUGGGGAGGUUGUCUUAUCCUGCACUGGACACGAGGUCUUGAUGCUGCUUCAAAACUCCACUAACUCCUACCCUAAACUUUUUUCUAAGCUAUGUUGAAGUAUUUUAGCAAAGUGACUGAUAUUUCUGAAACUAGGAGGUCAUACCACUUGACCAUAUACCUCUUAAAUUUUGAUCAGAGUACCGUAAUUUCAAUUGGCUGCCCCUACACUAACAGUAGUCCAGAAUCUCUUAUAGACAACUAGGAAAGCACACAAACAGUUCAUUUGUGCAGUACAAGUUUCUGAAUAUGGUCUGUGUAGCUCCAUACUGGGUGAAUGGUUUCUUAUUGGUAUCUCUGUGAAUCAUGAACUAUAAGGGUAUUGUAGCAGCACUUAAAAUCUUUCCUUUGAAUUAGACUAACUUGUAUCCUGACAUGAUAGAGAUUUAUAGAUAAUAAUAUUAUUAGGAAAAUACACAGAGUAUUGUACUCUACAGUGGAUGGUGGGAAGAGAGAAGGAAAGAGGAGAUUUAUAUUUUUGCCAGUAGUCUGUCUUCAGAGAUUAAGCUAAGCACAACUAUUAAAAUGUUCCCAGCUAAUCCAGUAAGACAUCUAGGGUUAGUAUUGUAGGUUUUCUAUAGACCUGUGUAUGCAGGGGUGGAAAACAUUUUUAUUCUUCUCAGAAUCCUGUAUCGCUGGAGAAGUUCCUGGAUAAUAAUGAUGAUAAUAUAUUUUAAUGAAGUCAAAACUGCAUAAUUUAGUAUUAUCAUUAACAUUGGUAUAUUUGUAAAGUCAAAUGUAUGAAGCACAGUCUUUUUACCAUUUUUAUAGCUGGCAGCAUUAAACACUUCAAACGUUCACACUAUCAACAAAGGGUUAUAUUUUUAUGAUGUGAAUAUUGUGCAAGAACAUAUUUGAGAAGUAGGUUGGGCUGCUUGUAUCAUUAAAUGUUUUUACUGGAUAGCCCUGAAGCAUUUGCUAGCAAUUUGUAGGCAUUUUGUUAGCUGUAGUAUGUCUGAAACACAUAUAGAAAAAUGUGCAAACACUUCCAGUAGCUGGCAAUACCAGGGACAAAGCUUUUAAAACAAAAACAAGGAACUUCCUAAUACUUGGUAGGAAUGCUGCCAGUAUUUGCCACCACUUUUGUCCUGAGCUUCUGGGCAGUUUAGCCUUUGCUCUUCAGAGUUCUUUAGGGUGGAUUAUACCAACAUCCAUGCCAACCAUUGCCAUGCAACAACAUAACAUUAUGAUGUGAUGGCACCUCUCCAGCCAGCAUUUGGGUAGGGAACCACACCUCUUCAUUUCCGCUGCAUAUUCUGGUAGUCUUGCAUCAUGCAGCAGUGAGCCAGCACCCUUGGGAAAUAUGUAAGAGGGUAGAUUAGGUGCAUACCUUAAAGAUUAUCUGCAGCUUUGGUGCAUCUGAGAUUGCAACCAAUGACACAAAUUUCUAUACAGACCUUUUAGGGCUUAGGUGCCAGUACUUGGCAGAGGAUAUGGGCACUUGAACAGCACAUUUCCACCUAUCUGAUCACACUUCUGCAUAUAACCUGAUUCUUUUUCCACUUCUGGGGGGUGGAGUCAGACUUUGCAUAAGGCAAAGUCCUCUCCCUGGUCUGGAAUGUUGCAAAACAAUCCGUACAACAUCAAAAGCCUGUUAAGGUUCCACCCACCACUUUCUACCACCCUGCGCUCAAAUCUAUGAAGGUAUUAGUCUCACCUGUGACAAUCUACUUAACGCAGCCCAUUUUCUAGAGCUAUGACUCCUAGGAGCCUUAGAGCAACUCUGCAACCUGCUUUGAAACUAUGGGAAUAGAAGCAAAGAGACGAUUGCCAACAGAACAUCUCUAUGCUGCUGCCUUAUUUAGUUUUGUCUCUUGCAGCUCACAUACAGGAAUUUUCUUUUUAGUGUAAGGAAAGAAGACUUUGGACAAAACUCCCCCUUUCUCUUGAGUAAUUGUCAGUGAAAAAAACAACAGUGUCUGCACUGUCCCGGAAGCCAGAGUCUGAGACUUUGAACUAAUUCUUUUUUACUGGAUGAUGGGACAAGUUAAAAAUAUAUUUAUGACUAGGAAAAUUCCAGUCUUCUGACUCUUUCUUAGACUUCUUGCACUAUGACCAUGGGGUGAUGUGGUUAGAGUGUCAGACUUGGAGAACCUGUGUUCAAAUCCCUAUUUGGUCUUGAAACUUACUGGAUAACAGGCUGAGAAUUGGGAGGAUAAAAUCAGUGGAGGUUACUUCCUACUGCAGUUACUCUCUUCAUUGUCUUGAUUUGUGCAGCAACUUGUCUGCAGCUCUGAGAGCCAUUAUUUUCCAGUCCAGGAGUGUUCAAAAAUAAUUCUCUUAUGCCACCUUGUGUUGUGAAUAAUACAUGUUUCUCUGUUGACUCUGGCAUAUAUACGGUAUAUUCUUGCAACUUUUAAAAUGAGGGGAUUGAAAGGCACGCUUGGAUUUAGGCUUAUCUCUUGAAUGUUAUUUCUCCAGGUGACUGGUAUGUUUCUUAAUUCAGUAGAAUUUCCACCUCACUAGGUCCUUUCCCCCCUGAAGAGCUACCAACUCCCAUAAGAAGAAAGAUUACAUCAUUUGGGACUUCUUAGUUUAGAAAAAUGGCAAGGAAGCAGUAACUGGAUUGAAGUUUUUCAACUUCUAUAGACAAAGUGGUUAGAGAAAAGUUAUUUUCCUUCUCUCAUAACGCUAGAACCCAUAGACAUCCAAUGAAGUUGAUUUUAUUGAAUGCUGACUGCAUAGGCAUAGAAUUGACAUAAACACAUUCUGAGCAGCUAGAAAAUUUUCAGGUUGGAAUGCAAGUUUACUAAAAUGCCAGUUGCCUGGCUGCACUGGAGGAAUUAGGUUACAGCUCCCCAAACAAGCAAAGAAGCAAUGGGUUUUAGCCAUAAGACACAGCAGAGACUGUGGUUGGGAUAUAUUAUUUACUUACACAUAUAUACAACCGGGGCCUAUGAUUGACACUCCAAAGGGGUCUUGCUUUUCCCAUAGCCACAACCUUGGAUUCAAGCAGAAAUCAGCCAUGGCUCUCUCUCUCUGCCUUUCCAACCCACAGCUUUUCCCUUUAGGUCACAUACCAGCAAACUCUGCUCUAAAACUCAGGUUUUGUCCUUUUAGAUAACUCAGAGAUGGUGGAAGGCCCCCACCCAUUUGCUGUGCCAGAGUCCCCUCUCCUUUGCUCUCUUAAUGUCCCAUCACCUUUCCUUUGUUUUUCUGCAUGGUCCAUCAUCCCGAGUGGUUACCACAUCAGGAAACUAGCCUGGCUUAUGUUUUAACACUUGCUGGGUCUAGGAGUUAGAAAGUCUGGCACCCACAAACAAUACAUUGUUAGAGCCCAACCCUAUCACCCCUACCUAGCAUAGUCAAUGACCAGUGGUAGUGAGUUUUGGUCCAGCUGCAUGUCCUCAUCCUUGUUGGCAUGUUCUGUAUCCAGGCCCAGGUUGUGAGCCACAUCUUGCCCCUGAACAGGUGAAGACCUUGCCUGUGUACCUGUACCAGGAGUAUGACAGAGGCUUUACCUUAGCCCAGUGAUGGUGAACCUAUGACAUGGGUGUCAGACGUGACACACAGAGCCCUCACUGCUGGCACGCGCGCCAUCGGGCAAUUCAUGCUGUUGUUGUCCCCCCCCCCAUUUUUCUCCUGCUGCUCCUACAUCUUGUCUCCUCUAGAGCAGUGUUUCUCAACCAGUGUGCCUCCAGAUGUUUUGGGACUACAACUCCCAUCAUCCCUAGCUAGCAAGACCAGUGGUCAGGAAUGAUGGGAGUUGUAGUCCCAAAACAUCUGGAGGCACACUGGUUGAGAAACACUGCUCUAGAGCUUGUCUCUGCUACAGCUUGUCUCCACUGUUAAAACCCGGAUCCUUUUUUUUUUUUUUUUGUUGCUGGUAGCCAGAGAUUGGUUUUUUAAAACUUUCCGUGCUGUUUCUUUCUGGCGCUUUGGCAGACUAUGUUGGUGCUGCGUGUUAGUUCCAGUGAAGGUAUUCUUCGUCAUUUAUUUCUGUUCUCUUCCCCCCCCCAAAGUGCAGCAGCUUUGGGGCACCCCCCAAAAGCAAAGCAACUUUUGCACCCCCCAAAAAAAACCUCCAAAACUUUGGUCAGCAGCUCCCCCCAAAAAGCUCAACAACUCUGGACACUUUGUGAUAAAUAAGGGGUUUUUGGUUUGGUUUGGUUAAAUAAUUAGUUUUUGGUUUAUUAAAUACAGUUAUAUAUUACAAUUAUACAUUUUUGUAAUUUAAACUAUAAAUAUCGCUAAAUUGUGUUUUUUUUUCUCGAAGUGACACACCACCCAAGUUAUGCUCGUUUUUUGGGUGAAUUUUGACACACCAAGCUCAAAAGGUUGCCCAUCACUGCCUUAGCCUGUCCUCUUUAUGCUUGAAUUGGAGGAAGGAGAGAGCAGGUUAGUGGAAAGGGUGCAGGGGUGACAACUUGAAUAAAAUAUUUGGGGGGGGGACAGUUAAGCUCUACCAUGUAUAAUGGAUCACAAGACAUGGCAUGCAUACACUGUUUGAAUGGCAAUGCCCAUCAACUGGGGCAGCAGCCCCCUUAAAUAUGUUAUGGGGGAGGGCUAAUGGGACCUUGGUCCCUAGGAGCUGGCUCCUAUAGAAAAGGGUGCUAAGCAUACAAUCUACAAGAGGAGCAUGGAAUAGGGUCCUUGGGGAUCAAGGAAAGAAGCUCAAUCUGCCCAGAUCUGGUGGGUGCUAGAGAGACAGCUGAGGAGUCAGCAUUGUAUGGAGGAGGGAGUAGAAACUUGUGGGGAGUACAGAGGGUGAAAUAAUGGUGGAGGUUGUGGGUCUUGCGGCUCUAGGUCAUAGGAAGUUCUCAGAGGGAUUGGGAAGCUGACUGGCCUAGUAUUUGGCAGUCUGUAGCAUUUGUGACUCAUGAUUUCGUGAAAAUUACAACCUUUAAACCAGACUUGCAGAAUGUUCCUUGCUCUGCAGAGCUGCCUGUUGGAAACUUCAGCCAAAGGAAAUAUUGGUUGCUGAAAGGCACUUUCCCUGAAUACGAUGACAUUGCCCAUUCUGCCACAGUGGACGCUCCUGCCAGUUUAUUAAUUGAAACCUGCUAUGACUUCCAGAACAAUGAUGCUAAUAAUUAGCUGUCUGGUGAAAACUUCCUCUGGAAACAUUUUCAUGGCAUAUCCACCAGAGAGCAGCCUUUCCAUAUCAAUUCACUCGUAUGGCCAAAUUUUGCUUAGGGUCCUUUCCAACUAAACAAAUGCCAGUGGCCAAAAAGAGUUGACUAUUUGAAAUGUUGUUUGCUUUAUUUUAUUUCAGAAUGUAUAAAGCAUAAAGAAGACCUGAGUGGUGUACAGAAAUAGAAUAUAAAACAUGGUGCAUGUCAUAAAAUAGUAUUAAAACACAGAAACAGACAAGAAUUAAAAAACUGCAGAAAUAAAAUAGACUAUAAUCUGGGUAGGCUUAGGACAAAAUAAAGGUCUUCAACAAAUGUUGAUAAUCUAACAGUGUUGGCACUUGCUUCACUUGGAGGGGAGGAGGAAUUUCAGAGCGCCUUGCUGUCCCAUAGUCAAGUCACAACAUGCUUACUGCAGGGGCAUGAACAGGGCCAUCUUAAGUGUAUCCGGCGCCAUGGUGCAAAAAUCCCUCCAGCGCCCCCCCCCCAUUUCCCCAGAGUUGCCAACCUUUUUACGGCGCUGCCGGCAGCUUUGCGAGGCUGGAGGAGGCAGGCAGCGGCUGGAGGAUGGCUCCUCCAGUGGGGAAGAUGCAGAGGCUCUUGGCGCGGGGCUGCUUCCGUGAGGCGGGCGAGUGGGUGAGCUGAUGCCAGGAGGCACCGCACCGCACCCAGCCUCCGCCUCUUCCCUGGCGCCCUCCAGAACUUGGCGCCCCAGCGCCCCACACCACUUGCCUCUAUGGGCAAGACGCCCCUGGGCGUGAAUGACUUGCUCUACACCUUUGCGACCUGAGUGUGCUGUUGACAGCUUUUAGGAUGCUCCAGAAGAGAAUAAUUUUUCCUUGGCCUAUGUGAAACUGCCGGGUUUCUCAUUUUGCUUUUGGGGAAGGCUGCUUUUGCAGCAAGUAACAGAGCAAUCACUCGCAACUAUUAGAAGCAAGAAUUAACUUGGCAAUUUCUGGGUUUGCAUCUGAGAUUGCUAGUGCUUUACUAUGGGGUAAAUUGACUUAUUAUUGUAUAUUUAUUUAUAACCUGUCUUUUUUCCUGAAGGGGCUCAAGGUAGCUUACAGAUAAAAACAAGAACUUCUAAAAACAUAGAAAAACCAAUCAUUAAAAUACAAUUAAACUCUGAUAGAACUACAUACAUACAUAAAAUCUAUAUACAUAUUAAAAAAUCUAUUUUAAACUUACCAAGGAUUACAAUAAAAACAGUACAGCAUCAGCCCUUUCAUUAAAAACAGUCACUUCCCAAAAGCCAGCAGACUCUGCUGAAGCUGAUAACAUAUAACCAAGAAAGUUAAAUUUAUUUCAUUUUAUUUGCAAGCUUCUCUCUCUGUGUGUGUGUUUCCUUGUGUUUCCUUUUUCCUCACCCCCACCCAUUUCCCAGAUAAACUGCUUUUAAAAAACAUUUAGACACUGAGCUUCCUUGAAUCAAAGAGGAAUUUCUCACUAAAACCUUCCCCAUGUGUUUAGGACCACAUGGUUAAGCUGCACGUCAUAAGGAUAUUUCACAAGGUUUGGGUUAGGUUCUGUCUCCUCUGAAGUUUUUGGGGAGACCAAGCACUAAACAGACAAGUGCGGCAGCCCAUCAUAAUUCUUUGAGGUGAGGAACCUUUGUCUAAAAAGGGGUCUCCCAGCAAGGAGCUCCGCCAAUCCACAACAGGUGGCAAAAUCUGUGUGGCCACUAUAGUGGCCCGUUGUCCAUGCACUGACUUUCACAUCUCCAAGGCAUGAACAGAGUCUCCCCAGAUACCUAGAGUUUCUCCAUCACUGAAGGCCAGGAUAUUGUGUCCAAAAUCAUCUCAGAUCAGAGGUCCACAGAGGCAUCCUGUUUCAAAGGAAGUUCUAACAGAUGCUGUUUAUAAAGCUACCCUGGGUAGAAAAUGUCUCCAGGAACUGGUCAGCAGAGGGCAGCAUUGUUCAGGCAGAGGCUUUCUACUCCUUUCCACCUGGCAGAAAGAGGUUAUCAAUUCACUCCCAAAUCGGUGCAGAGAUGCAAACAGGCUAAUGGGAGUUACGGCACCUUUUCCUUAGGCCUCUGUGUGAUGAGCACACAAGCUUCCUGGCGUCACAGAGCUGCUCUUGAAAAGCCUGGUUCAUCUUUCCCAGAGGCGACUUCAUACCUCUAUUCCUAGGAAGCCGGGUAAACACAGCACUUUCUCAAAUGGAGAAUGGCUAUUGGAAUUGUUGUGCGCAGCCUGCUAUCUCCAGCUCCUGAGAUAAGGCCGGAUGUGGUGUACUUCUUCACCAGGCACACAGGAGCGAGAGAUACCAGGCUGCACACAGAAUGAAUGGGAUCAGAGCACCAAUGGCAAGGAGCCGGGAGCAACUUAAGGGGCAAUUUCUGUGAGGAAACAGAGUGGUGAGUAGAGGGCUAAAGCCAUCCUCCCACCAUCACAGUCGUAAUCCAGACUUAUCAUGGGCCUGGGUGAAGCUCUAUAACAGCUUUUUGUAAAAACAUUUCACUGUGUGCCAAUGAAAGCUGGUCUGCUUAGGCAAAAAGGGCAAAGCCCCACCAACCUAUUUGCCUUCUUUCUUAAGAACCAGUCCAGGGAGUGGCACUGUCUGCCAGCAUCCUUCUCCUUAAUCUCCUUAAUCUGUUGUAGCGAGAAGGAUGGGGGCAAAACUAGAAUUAUUUGGCUCUGCGUGUUAUUGACUCGAGUUCCCCCAACUGGGCUCACUGCCUUCCUCCCUAACUGUGGCAGCUAGACUGGUAACACUGGUCUUGGAAGAUCUACAUUAGCUCCCAGUACGUUUCCGAGCACAAUUCAAAGUGUUGGUGCUGACCUUUAAAGCCCUAAACGGCCUCGGGCCAGUAUACCUGAAGGAGCGCUUCCACCCCCAUCAUUCUGCCCAGACACUGAGGUCCAGUGCUGAGGGCCUUCUGGUGGUUCCCUCGCUGUGAGAAGCCAAGUUACAGGGAACCAGGCAGAGGGCCUUCUCGGUAGUGGCACCCACCCUGUGGAAUGCCCUCCCACCAGAUGUCAAAGAGAUCAACAACUACCAGACUUUUAGAAGACAUCUGAAGGCAGCCCUGUUUAGGGAAGCUUUUAAUGUUUGACGGACUAUUGUAUUUUAAUAUUUUGUUGGAAGCCGCCCAGAGUGGCUGGGGAAACCCAGCCAGAUGGACGGGGUAUAAAUUAUAUUAUUAUUAUUAUUAUUAUUAUUAUUAUUAUUAUUAUUAUUAUGAAUAUCCAACGGAUGCAACCCCCCCCCAAACCCACUGGUUUCUGCUUAAUGUAAUGCAGUUCAUCAUCUGUAUCUAGGACCAACAAAGAGUAUUUCCCUCCUGGAAUGUGUAGUCUUUUCUUGACUUACUUUGGGCAAAUCUCUUUGCUCCAGAGCCCCCUUUCCCCCUUGCAAAGGGAAAUUCCAACAUCAGCAGCGACUGUUCUCCUAUUGUCAGCAUAAUAAUUCCAUCCUGAAGAGAAAGUGUAACCAGAUCUUUCCCAGCCCCAAACACUGAGCAGGGCAGAGGGUUGGCGUUUGUUUAGAAAUUCAAUGGAGAAAAACCUAAUUACAUGAUGCGGGUGGGAUGGACAGCCUUAAAACCAUUUAGUUUUAGAAUAAUAUUUGGCACAGAGAAGAAAAGAAAGAAGCAGCAUUUAACACAAGUCUCUCCCCCCCCCCCGCCGCCCUUUCUUCCUGGAAAUUUCACUAUAUGGAUCACAUUGGGCCAUGCCAAGGAUAAAAUAUGUCCAGCUGGCUUUUAUACCUCUCAUCCUCAGUGUUAUCAUGAGCUGUGAGUGUUAAAGAUGGAACAAAUGCAAGAAGGGUUGAUGCACUGCUCUUCAGAGGUCUUUGAUGUGCUAGCAACCCAGGGGUGCAUGGAAGAUGAAGGAUGGAGCACGAAGAUGGAGGCUAGAAGGCUGGCAGAACUUUUUUUUGGGGGGGGGGAGGAAAAAAUCUCUCUCAUCUCCAACCCAAACAAAGCCAGUGUCGAUGACCUUGAUUUGGCCUAAGUGAAAUACGGUUUGGAACAUUUGGCAGCAACUCAGGUGGCUGCAGGAAAUGAGGGGUCACUAACUUAUUGGGGUUCAUGAGAAGCAGUUUUGGGCACCACAUACUGUGAUCUAUGGGCUACAAUAGAAUCCUCCUUACAAGCCUAAUUUCAGCAGCGGGAGGGGACUUUGUGGGUGCCAGGGAGGGCUGACCCACAGGUGUCGUAUUGGCAACUUGUGGGGUAAACUAUAGGGCAUUAGAGCCCUAUUAAUGGGAGGCAAGUGGAGCCAUGUAGAGUAGGGGGAAGAAAAGGACCUGCUUAGUGCUUCCUAGAAAUGCUACAUGACUGCUUAUGGCUUCCUGGGUCUCUCUCUCUCUCAUGUUCUCUCUAUGUAUUUAAGCAGACACCUAAUUAUUCUAAUUGCAGUUAUUUUCUGGAUAUCCCCCCCCCCAAUAAUUACUCCGAAUUUUUGACUUGUUCUUUUUUUUUUUUUUAAUAAACCUUUAUUAGAUAUUAAAAUUACAAAAGGAAAUACCAAGACAAGAAAGCAAAUGAAAGAU